Chanos chanos (milkfish) is the source of this 1062-nucleotide messenger RNA. It is a transcript of the gene tmem229a, whose product is annotated as transmembrane protein 229A. The transcript has a single exon. NCBI's taxonomy places the organism in Eukaryota, Metazoa, Chordata, Actinopteri, Gonorynchiformes, Chanidae. The record is from RefSeq and is a predicted model, not a curated record. The coding region runs from base 1 to 1062 and encodes 353 amino acids.
AUGACUAGUCGGCGGAGAGACUGCCAGCGAAUACGGUCUGGCGAGAGUGCAACCCUGAAAACGCUAAGAAAACCGCGACAGCAGGAUUUGGCUACCAUCGCGGGAUACGCAAGCGAAUCGAUGAUUGUCUUGCCUCAAUGGAUGCGUCUGUAUUUUUAUGGGAUGCACGGAGUUACGCUGGACAUCGUCCUGUCAUCAGUACGCCGGUUCCUAAAUGGCAAUGAUUUCAAAUUGUUAGGGUUUUCCUCGCCAUAUCUCUGCAUUGUCCAUUCCCUAACCCAUUUCAUAUUGGAGAAAAUCUAUUUGCAGAAGAAGUGCUUCCAAGGACGCCCCGUCAUUUUUCACUUCGUUUUUUAUCCCUCUUUAUACAUAGGUCUGCAGAUCUUAAUCGGGAAUAUAAUUACUCUCACCGACAGCCUUAAAGUCAUAUCAGUGACGCAACUUGUCAUUCACUACAUCCUUUCUUUGUAUUUCACCAAUGUAUUUCACAAAGGAUUCCUUCGCCUUCAGUACAUCUGCCCCGAGAAACGCAUCCGGACCAAACCGGCACCGGAAAAGAAAUGUCCCAGCGGUUUGCCCGGCAUUUUGCGGUUUGUGUUCUUUGGAAUGCACGGCUUUCUCGACGAAGUUGUUUUCACCUCUAUCUUUAAUCUUUUCGAGAAAUCCGACCGGACACUGAGUGGCCACACGUCGCUGUGGUCCUUCCUCAUGUACGGGAGCUGUAGCUUCGUAGUAGAAAAACUCUACCUGCAUUUGCACUUCAAAAAGGGAUGGGGCAUGUGGAAGAGACUCCCCAUAUACAUCUGUUUCAUUUACACCUGGGAGUUCUCUUGGGGACUUGCUCUGCGCUCCUAUGAUGCCUGUUCAUGGGAUUACUCACAUUACCCCUUGAAUUUUAUGGGGUUGGUAACCUUGAUGUAUCUCCCUGGUUGGCUUUGUCUGAGUCUCUACCAAGACUUGCUGUCUAAUGUUUUGAUGCGUGUUGUGUGUACCAAGGAUGAGUGUACACUUGAUACGGGCAUCAACGGACGACCCGUGCUGAAGAAAAAAACUGCUUUGUAG